AUGUACUGCGAACGCCUCCUUUUCUGCAGAUCUUCCGUGAGAUCUAUCCGGCGGAUUUUGUCUCCUCGCCAGUCUGGUGUUGUUGGUCUUUGCUCGUGGUGGGCUUUCGUCUACCUCGGCCAGCCUUCGGUGUCCUGCUCCUUUCGGCUCACUUGGAUCGAUCCCGUUUCGGCUUACGGUAUUUGCUUUCCUUUUGAAGAUGUUAUUUCCUCGCCUGCAAGAGUUUUUGUCUCUCUGGUUCUGCCUUUUGUCGCCUGCCUUCCUUUUGGCCCCUCUGCUGUAUUGCUUUCUUCUUUCUAG
This is a messenger RNA of Microthlaspi erraticum, 300 nucleotides long. The record is from the annotation of a GenBank genome assembly. Lineage: Eukaryota; Viridiplantae; Streptophyta; Magnoliopsida; Brassicales; Brassicaceae.